Molecule: messenger RNA, 225 nt
Organism: Ambispora leptoticha
Lineage: Eukaryota; Fungi; Glomeromycota; Glomeromycetes; Archaeosporales; Ambisporaceae
Source: the annotation of a GenBank genome assembly
AUAUUUCACAAUCUAAUAAAAACAAAGUACAGAAAUUCAUGGUAGAAGUUUCUAAAAAUUCUAGCUUGUCUAUUAAUAAUAGUAAUGAAGACAGUGAUGUGAUACCUACAGCCCUGAAUGAAACAGAAGAGUCAAAGACUCAAUGCUUUGUAUCAUCUCAACCCAGCAAUACUAGCUUUACAUUUUUAUACGAAAAACUUUGUAAUGCUAUAAUUCUCGCUGACC